AUGGCUAUGACUAGUGUCAAAUUGCUUGCCGUUGUUUUAAGAAAGCCAGAUACCUGGAUUGGACUCUGGGGUGUUCUCCGAGGGAAACCUUUGUCACACAAACUCUGUACUUCCUGGAAUCGAUACAGUACUAAGUUACGUGCACCAAGUUAUAAAAGACUUAUCCAUAAUAUUUUCUCACUGAAAUUCUCAGGGCUUUUACUAUCUCCAAAAUAUAUUUUUCCAUUUUCCAUAAGACUCAAAAGUAAUAAACGCUCUAAUAAAUCUACUACAAAGUCACUGCAAAAAGUAGAAGAUGAAGAGGACUCUGAUGAAGAAAGCGAUCAUGAUGAGAUGACUGAGCAGGAAGAGGAGCUUGAGGAUGACCCUACUAUAGUCAAAGACUAUCAAGACCUGGAAAAAGCAGUGCAGUCUUUUUGGUACGAUGAUGUCCUGAAGACAGGCCUAGAUAUUGGGAGAAACAAAGUGGAAGAUGCGUUCUACAAAGGUGAACUCAGGCUGAAUGGGGAAAAGUUAUGGAAGAAAAACAGAACGGUCAAAGUGGGAGAUACAUUGGAUCUUCUCAUUGGAGAUCUUCUGAAUCCAAUGUAUCUAGGAGAUAUAUUGGAUCUUCUCUUUGGAGAGGAUAAAGAAGGAGGAACCAAGACAGUGAUGAGGAUUCUCCUGAAAAAAGUGUUUGAAGACUGA
This is a messenger RNA of Pongo pygmaeus (Bornean orangutan), 687 nucleotides long. Its product is annotated as mitochondrial transcription rescue factor 1-like. Gene Ontology annotation, molecular function: RNA binding. Gene Ontology annotation, biological process: regulation of mitochondrial transcription. Bases 1 to 687 code for a protein of 228 amino acids. The transcript has a single exon. NCBI's taxonomy places the organism in Eukaryota, Metazoa, Chordata, Mammalia, Primates, Hominidae. The record is from RefSeq and is a predicted model, not a curated record. Gene Ontology annotation, cellular component: mitochondrion.